Molecule: messenger RNA, 1839 nt
Organism: Rangifer tarandus platyrhynchus (Svalbard reindeer)
Lineage: Eukaryota; Metazoa; Chordata; Mammalia; Artiodactyla; Cervidae
Source: the annotation of a GenBank genome assembly
AUGGCGGCUCAAGCUGCGGCGGCGGCUCAGGCUGCGGCGGCCCAAGCAGCGCAGGCCGAGGCGGCUGAGUCGUGGUACCUGGCGCUCUUGGGCUUUGCCGAGCACUUCCGCACUUCCAGCCCGCCCAAGAUCCGCCUGUGCGUGCACUGCUUACAGGCCGUGUUCCCCUUCAAGCCGCCUCAGCGCAUUGAGGCCCGAACACAUCUGCAGCUCGGCUCAGUGCUCUACCACCACACCAAGAACAGCGAGCAGGCGCGCAGCCACCUGGAGAAGGCGUGGUUGAUAUCACAGCAAAUCCCACAGUUUGAAGAUGUUAAGUUUGAAGCAGCAAGUCUUCUGUCCGAGUUAUACUGUCAAGAGAAUUCCGUGGACGCAGCAAAGCCGCUGCUGCGGAAAGCCAUCCAGAUUUCCCAGCAGACCCCGUACUGGCACUGCCGCCUGCUCUUCCAGCUCGCUCAACUGCACACACUUGAGAAGGACCUGGUGUCGGCCUGCGACCUCCUGGGUGUGGGAGCCGAGUACGCCCGGGUGGUGGGAUCUGAGUACACACGGGCACUGUUCCUGCUUAGCAAAGGGAUGCUGCUGCUGAUGGAGCGCAAGCUGCAGGAAGUCCACCCACUGCUGACCCUCUGUGGACAGAUAGUUGAGAACUGGCAAGGGAACCCCAUCCAGAAAGAGUCUUUGCGUGUCUUCUUCCUGGUGCUCCAGGUGACCCACUACCUGGAUGCUGGGCAGGUAAAGAGCGUGAAGCCAUGCCUGAAGCAGCUGCAGCAGUGUAUUCAGACCAUCUCCACACUGCACGAUGACGAGAUCCUACCCAGCAACCCCGCUGACCUCUUCCACUGGCUGCCCAAGGAGCACAUGUGCGUGCUUGUCUACCUGGUGACUGUGAUGCACUCCAUGCAAGCAGGCUAUCUAGAGAAGGCGCAGAAGUACACGGACAAGGCCCUCAUGCAGCUGGAGAAGCUCAAGAUGCUCGACUGCAGCCCCAUUCUGUCCUCCUUCCAAGUGAUCCUGCUGGAGCACAUCAUCAUGUGCCGGCUCGUCACAGGUCACAAGGCCACCGCGCUGCAGGAGAUCUCCCAGGUCUGUCAGCUGUGCCAGCAGUCACCCCGGCUCUUCUCCAACCACGCCGCACAGCUGCAUACACUGCUGGGCCUGUACUGUGUCUCUGUCAACUGCAUGGACAACGCCGAAGCCCAGUUCACCACAGCUUUGCGGCUCACCAAUCACCAGGAGCUGUGGGCCUUCAUCGUGACCAACCUGGCGAGUGUGUAUAUACGGGAAGGAAAUAGACACCAAGAGCUGUACAGUUUGCUGGAGAGGAUCAAUCCAGACCACAGCUUCCCUGUCAGCUCACACUGCCUCCGAGCAGCAGCUUUCUACGUGCGUGGGCUCUUCUCCUUCUUCCAGGGACGCUAUAACGAGGCCAAGCGUUUUCUGCGGGAAACCCUGAAGAUGUCCAAUGCAGAGGACCUGAAUCGGCUCACAGCCUGCUCCCUCGUGCUCCUAGGCCACAUCUUCUAUGUGUUGGGAAACCAUAGGGAGAGUAACAACAUGGUGGUGCCCGCCAUGCAGCUGGCCAGCAAGAUCCCAGACAUGUCAGUGCAGCUGUGGUCAUCGGCCCUGCUAAGAGACCUGAAUAAAGCCUGUGGGAAUGCCAUGGAUGCCCACGAAGCCGCCCAGAUGCACCAGAACUUCUCGCAGCAGCUACUUCAAGACCACAUCGAGGCCUGCAGCCUCCCUGAGCACAACCUCAUCACGUGGACAGACGGCCCACCCCCUGUGCAGUUCCAAGCUCAGAAUGGACCAAACACCAGCCUGGCCAGCCUCCUGUGA